Aspergillus mulundensis is the source of this 2412-nucleotide messenger RNA. RefSeq names its product cellobiose dehydrogenase. Gene Ontology annotation, molecular function: oxidoreductase activity, acting on CH-OH group of donors; flavin adenine dinucleotide binding. NCBI's taxonomy places the organism in Eukaryota, Fungi, Ascomycota, Eurotiomycetes, Eurotiales, Aspergillaceae. The record is from RefSeq and is a predicted model, not a curated record. Bases 1 to 2412 code for a protein of 803 amino acids. The transcript is spliced from 4 exons.
AUGUAUUCAUUCCUUCGCUCCUUCGCUGCCCUGGUGGCAGCCAGUUCCGCCCUGCAGCCCGUCCUCGCCCAGUCCGGCGAUCCGACCGUCUACACCGACGCCGACACGGGCAUCGUCUUCGACACCUGGUCUGUCGACGCCAGCUCCUCCUCCGCCGGAUUCACCUUCGGCGUCGCCCUCCCCGAGGAUGCCCUCGAUACCGACGCCACCGAGUUCAUCGGGUACCUGUCCUGCAGCUCGUCGGCCACAACGCAGUUCACCGGCUGGUGCGGCCUGUCCAUGGGCUCGUCGAUGAACAGUAACCUGCUGCUGGUGGCGUAUGCGCAGGACGACACCGUGCUGACGUCUUUCCGGUUCUCGUCUGGAUAUGCCAUGCCCUCUGUUUAUUCCGGUAAUGCAACACUGACCCAGAUCUCGUCGACGGUGUCGAAUGAUAAGUUCGAGGUUAUCUUCCGCUGCCAGGAGUGUCUGCGCUGGGACCACGAGGGUGUUUCUGGCUCUGCGACUACGAGCGCCGGCCAGCUUAUCCUUGCCUGGGCGCAGGGCGAGGAGUCGCCCACCAACGCUGACUGUCCUGAUGACUUUUCGCUUGUCCAGCACGAGGCUCAGGGGAUCUGGGUUGGCCAGCUGAAUGCUAAGGCUGCUACUUCGAACUACGAGACUUGGGCUGCGCUUGCGACGAACGUUGUCGAUGGUACCUGUGGCUCCUCUGGUAGUGGCAGUGGCAACAGCACAACCCCCGGCAACGGCACCGACACCGAUACCACGAUUGGCGUUCCUGUCCCUGCGAAUGUUACAUACGACUACAUCAUCGUCGGCUCCGGACCCGCAGGAAUGGUCCUCGCCGACCGGCUCAGCGCGACCGGCGCAAAGACGCUCCUUAUCGAGAAGGGACCGCCCUCCAUCGGCCUGUGGAACGGCACCAUGAAGCCCGACUGGCUGAACGGGACUGACCUGACGAGAUUCGACGUCCCUGGCCUCUGCAACGAGAUCUGGAAGAACAGCGAUGGCAUCGCCUGUCCCGACAACGACCAGAUGGCAGGCUGUCUCGUUGGUGGCGGAACGGCCGUGAACUCGGGUCUCUGGUGGAAGCCGUACAGCCGGGACUUCGACGAGUCGUUCCCCGAGACAUGGAAGUACGACGACGUCAAGGAUUCUGUCUCCAAAGUCUUCACUCGUAUUCCGGGAACCAUUACCCCCUCCACCGACAACCGGCUGUACCUCGCCGAGGGUCCCAGCGUUAUCAUGAACGGUCUUCUCGCCUCUGGCUGGAAGGGCACCACCUUCAACGAUGAGCCCGAGGCCAAGUACAAGACCGUCGGGUACAGCCCGUACAUGUUCAGCCAUGGCCAGCGCAACGGGCCGAUGGCGACGUACCUGCUCGAUGCGUAUAACCGACCCAACUUCGACUUCUGGGUGAACACCGUCGUGAAGCGCGUUGUGCGUGAGGGAUCCACUGUAACUGGCGUUGAACUCGAGCCGUUCAACGAUGGCGGUUACGAGGGAAGUCUGCAGCUGGCUGAGGGAGGCCGUGUGAUUCUGAGCGCCGGCGCGUUUGGCACGCCGAAGAUUCUGUUCCGCAGUGGAAUCGGCCCCGAGGAGCAGCUCGCCAUCGUCAACGCCUCCUCGUCCGACGGACAGGACUUCAUUUCCGAAGACCAGUGGAUCAACCUGCCUGUUGGCGAGAACCUGAUGGAUCACCCUAACACCGAAAUCGUCGUCCAACACCCCGACAUCGUCUUCUACGACUUCUACGGCGCCUACAAGGACCCCAUCGCCGCCGACGCGCAGAGCUACCUGGUAAACCGCACCGGCCCCCUCGCGCAAUCCGCCCCCAACGUAAACCCCGUCUUCUUCGACAUGGUAACCGGCUCCGACAACAUCACGCGCCAACUGCAAUACCAAGCGCGCGUCGAAGGCGCCCACAACAUCGCGGACGGGCACACGAUCUCCAUCAGCCAGUACGUCGGGCGCGGCCAGACCUCCCGCGGGAAACUGAGCAUCACGUCUGCGCUGAAUACCGUUGUCAGCACACUCCCCUGGCUGCAGGACGAGCACGACCAGGACGCUGUGAUCGCGGGCUUCGAGAGGCUGCGCCAGUCCUUAAACACGAUCCAGGGACUCACGUGGGCGUAUCCCACCGCUAAUGUGAGCAUGUCCGAGCAUGUGAAGGGGAUUGCGAAGACCGGGCGCGGGAGUAACCACUGGAUGGGAUCGUGCAAGAUGGGAUCCGAUGAUGGGCGCGAUGGUGGCGAUGCUGUUGUCGAUCUGGAUACGAAGGUCUAUGGCAUGGACAACUUGUUUGUGGUCGAUGCGAGUAUCUUCCCCGGCAUGAUUAGUACGAAUCCGUCGGCUUAUAUUACGGUUGUUGCGGAGAGGGCGGCGGAGAGGAUCCUUGCGUUGCAGGGGUAG